This is a messenger RNA of Diaporthe amygdali, 1521 nucleotides long. RefSeq names its product major facilitator superfamily transporter. Gene Ontology annotation, molecular function: transmembrane transporter activity. The record is from RefSeq and is a predicted model, not a curated record. Gene Ontology annotation, biological process: transmembrane transport. The transcript is spliced from 3 exons. NCBI's taxonomy places the organism in Eukaryota, Fungi, Ascomycota, Sordariomycetes, Diaporthales, Diaporthaceae. Bases 1 to 1521 code for a protein of 506 amino acids.
AUGGUGAUCAACCUGGAACCAUAUGUCAUGUUGGAUUUCUCCAGUCAUAGAGCUUUUUCCGUCUUGCCUAUGGUAGUACGUAUAACGAGCAGUGUGCUCAGGCUUCCUAUAGCCAAGUUCAUUGACGAAUUCGGUCGAGCUCACGGCUUCCUCAUGGUAACCGCCCUCGCGGUUUUGGGUCUUUUCAUCCAGGCUGUAGCCCGAAACCUAGCGACAAUCGUUCUCGCUCAGCUUUCUCAAGGUAUUGGGUUCAACUCUGUGGAUUACGUCUUGACUAUCAUUUUAGCGGACAUGACAUCACUCAGAAACCGAGCUCUGAUUUACGGCAUCUAUGUGACGCCCAUCGUCGUCACAAUGUUCCUAGCGCCACAAAUCGCUGAGUCUAUGCAGGCUCAUUUUGGCUGGCGCUCCGCAUCUGGAGUUUCCGCCAGCAUCAUGACCCUCAUUUCACUUCCCAUUUCUGUUGUCCUUUUUGGUGCUCAGCGCCAUUCCAGUAUCGCAGAUCGCCCGAGAGACUACAAUUACACUACGCCAAGUUCCCGUGGACGUUGGAGCCGCUUCAUUGUCGAAAUCGAUUGUCCGGGUGUUGCUCUUGCAAUACUUGGACUCUGCUUGACCUUAUCCUCCUUUCCUUACGCAUCUACAGCCCCGAGUGAUCGGAAAAGCGACGCAAUAUCCAUGCUCGUUUUUGGACUUACUAGCUUGGUUGGAUUUGUUGUAUGGGAAAAACGCUUGGCUCCUGUCACUUGCCUCCCUUGGCCUUUCAUGAAAAGCCGAAGCAUCCUUGGCGGCUGUCUGACGGCAGUAUUUUCAAUGGCAUCCGUGCAGUGCUGGAGUUCCUACUACAGCUCGUAUCUUCAGGUGGUUAAUUGCCAGACAAGCGCUUCUGCUGGCUACAUUGCCAGCGUACGUCCAUUCGCCUUCGCGGUGGCUGCCCCAUUCAUUGGACUGCUCAUUCGGACCACUGGGAAUUACAGAUUUCCGGCUCUCUUCGCUGUUAUCGUCCUGGGGAUUCCCACCGGGCUUCUUCUGGGGUACCGCGGCCCCGAGUUCUCAGUUCACGUCCUGUCCAGAUACCAAGCCAUGAUAGGAUUUUGUGAGACAUAUCUCAUGUCUUGCAGUCAAAUGGCAGUCAUGGCAAACAUCCACCACAACGAUAUUGCUCUUGGUGUGGGAAUUUGGGGCAUGUCUCUGUCAGUAGCAUUUGCCAUCGUUUCUUGCUUCUCCCAGGCAAUAUGGACGGGCGUUGUGCCCAAAGUCUUGGAAGAUGCUCUCCCAGCCGACAGCAAGAACCUUACCACGCAGAUAUAUGGCUCUUUAGAUAAACAAAUGGAGUAUCCAUGGGGGAGUUUGAUACGCAAUGCUGUUGUAGCAGCGUACUUGGCAGCCCAAAAACAAAUGGUCAUUGCGGGUAUAUGCUGCGUACCGGUGGCUUUCGCGUGCCUAUUCAUGUGGAAGGAUACCAAUGUGAGGAAUCGCAACGAUCGCGAGUACCUUGGGGAAAGAGAUGUAAUAUAUUAG